AUGGCUCCUGAAACUCGUUCGCGACCCAUGGAGGAUAGGUGGGAGAACACACAAGCUGAAAUCGAUGUGUUGAAGGAGCAUAUGAACAAGCGUUUUCAGGAAAUAACUUGUAAACUGGAUGCCAUUUUUGAUAACUACAGAGACAAACAAUCAUCACCGAGUGGUUCCACAAAUCAACCACAUGCAUCCAAAGAUCAUGCAGCAGCGAAGAACUUGAGGCUCAAGGUUUCACGGUAUGAUGGAUUAGUUGAUCCACAGGGUUGGAUCUACAAAAUCAACCAAUUUUUUGAUUUCUAUGAUAUGGAAGAGGAACAGCGAUUGAAGAUUGCUCCUUUUUACUUUGAAGGCAAGGCCUUAAAAUGGUACCAGUGGUUCCACAAGAACUCCACCAUUGAUUCAUGGCCCAAAUUUCUGCAAUCAUUGCAGAUCCGAUUUGGUCCUUCCAAAAUGGAAGAUUAUCAAGGUCAAUUGACCAAAUUGCUGCAAACAGGAACGGUAUUGGAAUACCAGGAACAGUUUGAACACUUGUCCAACCAGGUUGAUGGUUUAUCUGAAUCCUUUCUGGUGAGUUGUUUCAUUUCAGGAUUAAAAAAAGAUAUCCAACAUGAUGUUUCUGCUUUUAGACCUUCUUCCUUAUCCCAUGCAAUGUCUUUAGCUAAGAUCCACGAAUCCAAACUACUCCUCAAAACUAACCCACCAAAAUUACAUUCCUCUUACCCUCCAUUAUUACCUACACUACAAUCACGUUUUCAUCAAACAACAAACACAACUAAACCUUUUGUUCCAAAUACCACACCUACCCAAAAUCAGCCUCUGACCCAUAAACUUACCCAAAGCCAGAUGCAAGAAAGGAGAGACAAGAACUUGUGUUUUUAUUGUGGGGAGAAAUAUUUCAAAGGUCACAAAUGCAAAGCUUUCGUGCAUCUGCUGAUAAUUCCUGAUGAAGAGAAUGUUGAUUGUGGGACUCUUUCAACUCAUGAAUACAUUGAAGAUCCUCCACCCUUACAUAUGGAACCAAUUGAGAUGGAUACACCACAAAUCAGUAUGCAUGCUUUAUCUGGUUUUGUAGUUCCUCAGACAUUACGUUUUAAUGGUUUUAUUGGGAAAUCAGAAAUCGUUUUGUUAGUUGAUGGUGGAAGUACUCACAAUUUUGUCCAACCUCGAGUAGUCUCAGAUCUUCAGCUACCUAUACUGAAUGACAAGCAAUUUGAUGUCAUGGUGGGUAAUGGUCAAAUCCUUAAGUGUGAAGGAUUUUGUUCUGCAGUACCAGUCCAAGUACAACAGCAUGUUUUCCUUGUAGACUGUUAUGUGUUAUCUAUUCAGGGUGCAGAUUUGGUACUUGGGGUUCAAUGGUUGCAGCUGCUGGGACCUAUUGUACUGGACUAUCAAAAAUUAUCAAUGGAAUUUUCUUGGGAAGGAGAAUCUAUUCGACUGCAAGGAGAUAAGCACACUACUUCCAUUUCUUUCAAUCAGUUUAAGAAAAUAAAACAGCAAGGACAGGUAGCUUCCUUAUUCCAAUUAUCUGUUAUAGAUAUGAAUACAACCACUACUGUUCCUGCAGUUCACACAGAAGUAACCAUUUUGAUCAAUGAGUUUGAUACACUCUUUCAAGAACCUACAGAAUUGCCACCCCAUCGACAGCUUGAUCAUCAAAUACAUUUACAACCAAAUUCAGCACCAGUGAAUGUGAGACCAUACAGAUAUCCUCACUUUCAGAAAGGAGAAAUUGAAAAACAGGUGAAGAUGAUGUUGGAUUCAGGAUUUAUUCGUACCAGUACCAGUCCUUUCUCUUCCCCAGUCCUCUUAGUUAAGAAAAAGGAUGGUUCCUGGCGAUUUUGCAUCGAUUUUAGAGCAUUGAACAGCAUUACUAUCAGGGACAGAUUCCCCAUACCAACGGCUGAUGAGUUGAUGGAUGAACUUGGAGGUUCCACAAUUUUUUCUAAGCUAGAUCUUCGAGCAGGAUAUCAUCAAAUCAGAAUGAGUCCAGAUGAUGUCCAUAAGACUGCUUUUAGAACUCACCAAGGUCACUAUGAGUUUUUAGUCAUGCCAUUUGGCUUGACAAAUGCUCCAUCCACCUUCCAAGCAACCAUGAAUAUCAUAUUGCAACCCUGCCUGCGCAAGUUUGUGGCUGUUUUCCUUGAUGAUAUUCUCAUCUACAGUUCUUCUAUGAAGGACCAUUUACAACACCUACGGGUAGUAUUAUCCAUACUUAAAGCUCAUCAGUUUUACAUUAAAAAAUCGAAAUGUUCUGGAUCCCAACAAGUUUGA
Molecule: messenger RNA, 2268 nt
Organism: Gastrolobium bilobum
Lineage: Eukaryota; Viridiplantae; Streptophyta; Magnoliopsida; Fabales; Fabaceae
Exons: 1
Coding region: 1-2268 (755 amino acids)
Source: RefSeq, a predicted model, not a curated record